GCGGCGGCCCCAGGAGGUGGCGGUGGGCGCUAAAGCCCCGGCCUCGCGGGUCUGGCCGUCGGGGCCCGGGAACGGCGGCCCCAGGAGCGCCCAUGCCAUGGAGAAGCUGGCGGCCGGCCUAGCUGGCCUGCGCUGGAGCAUGGGCGCCUUCCCGCUCGACCUCAUCGUUAGUCGCUGCCGCCUACCCACGCUCGCCUGCCUCGGACCAGGGGAGUAUGCCGAAGGUGUCAGUGAGCGUGACAUCCUACUCAUCCACUCCUGCCGCCAGUGGACCACAGUGACAGCCCACACCCUGGAGGAAGGCCACUACGUCAUAGGGCCCAAGAUCGACAUCCCUCUGCAGUACCCAGGGAAGUUCAAGCUCCUGGAGCAGGCCCGGGAUGUGCGAGAGCCGGUGAGGUACUUCAGCAGUGUGGAGGAGGUGGCCAGCGUCUUCCCUGACCGCAUCUUUGUGAUGGAAGCCAUCACCUUCAGUGUCAAGGUGGUGUCAGGCGAAUUCAGCGAGGACAGCGAGGUAUACAACUUUACGCUGCAUGCAGGUGAUGAGCUCACUCUCAUGGGCCAGGCAGAGAUUCUGUGUGCCAAGACCACCAAGGAGCGCUCACGCUUUACCACUCUUCUACGCAAGCUGGGCAGGGCCGGUGCGCUGGCCGGGGUUGGUAGCAACGGCCCAGGGAGUGCGGGGGCCACAGGUACUGGUGGGGGUGCUAGGCCCGUCAAAGGCAAGAUGCCCUGUCUCAUCUGUAUGAACCACCGCACCAAUGAGAGCCUGAGCCUGCCCUUCCAGUGUCAGGGCCGCUUCAGCACACGUAGCCCACUGGAGCUGCAGAUGCAGGAGGGUGAGCACACAGUGCGCGCCAUCAUCGAACGUGUGCGGCUCCCGGUGAAUGUGUUGGUGCCCAGCCGGCCACCUCGAAACCCCUACGACCUGCACCCGGUGCGCGAGGGCCACUGUUACAAGCUGGUCAGCAUCAUCUCCAAGACAGUGGUGCUGGGGCUCGCGCUGCGCCGUGAGGGUCCGGCGCCACUGCACUUCCUGCUGCUCACAGACACUCCGCGCUUCGCGCUGCCACAGGGCCUGUUGGCUGGGGACCCGCGCGUCGAGCGCCUGGUGCGUGACAGCGCCUCCUACUGCCGGGAGUGCUUCGACCCGGACGAGUACUCCACUGCUGUACGCGAAGCGCCUGCUGAGCUCGCUGAGGAUUGUGCCAGCCCGCGCCGAGCGCGCCUCUGCCUGCCUGCACCACGCGUCUCCGCGCCUGCCCGCAUGGCCGCUUUGCUUGGCCCGCCUCCUCCCACUGGCGACAGCGACCAGGAGUACGUGAACCCUGACUGGGCUGCGCCCGAGCCUGCCGCGCCGCCUUCGGAGAUCCCCUAUGAAGAGCUGUGGACGCACCAGGCGGUCGAGAGCUUCGCUGAAGGCCGGGCUAGGCCGCCCUCGGGCCCCGACCUUAUCUCCUUCGGGGCCACCACUGGGCCACCUCGUUUGGAACCCGAGCCUCCGCCGCCUCCAGUCCCUCCCAAAUCUGAGGCGGUGAAGGAGGAGUGCCGUCUGCUCAAUGCCCCGCCUGUCCCUCCCCGGGGUGGCAAUGGUAACGGUUGGCUUUCGGGCAGUCCCCCAGUCCCCCCUCGCUUUCCCAAGCUGCAGCCUGUCCACUCACCCAGCUCCAGCCUCUCCUACUACUCCUCUGGCCUUCAGGAUGGGGCAGGCUCCCGCAGUGGCAGUGGCUCCCCAUCCCCGGAUGCAUAUUCUCUCUACUGUUACCCUUGUACCUGGGGGGACUGCAAGGUGGGCGAGUCCUCUAGCCGCCCAACCUCAGGACCCCUGCCUUCUACCACACAGCCCAGCCAGGCCUCCCGGGCCUAUGCUGAGCCCCUGAGCAAUCGAACUGCCUCUGUCUUGGGAACUGACACCCCUGUCAAGACUUACCACAGCUGUCCACCUCUGUUCAAGUCCUCCCAUCCCCAGAAACGCUUUGCUCCAUUUGGAGCACUGAACCCCUUUUCUGGGGCUACCUACCCCUCAGGCCCUCUAGCAGCCUCCUCUUCUGGGCCCACAACCACCCCAGGUGCCCCAACUACCUCCAAUCCUGCUUAUUCUCCAGGCCCAGCCUCACCAGGCCAGGCCUAUUCAGCUGCUCCCACCUCCUCCUGCCCCACCUCCUCCUCCUCUUCUUCUGAGUGGCAAGAACCAGCCCUGGAGUCCUUUGACCCCUUUGAGCUGGGGCAGGGCGGUUCUCCAGAGCCCGAGCUGCUGCGCUAUCAGGAGCCCAGGGCUGCUGGGGCAUCUGGGCCUGGACCUCACCUUUCACCCCUUGGCCCACCCAAGACCUUUGAGCCUGAAGGAUUGAUGCUGCGACAGGCCCCCACCCUACUGUCACCAGCUGCCCUGCAGGGGCCAGAGGCAGGUGGGGCACGACUCUUUCUCACUCAGGGGCGCCUGGAAGGGCCUCCUGCCAGUCCCCGGGAUGCCUCCUCCUGGCAGCCACCCGCGGACCUGUCUGCCCUCUCCCUGGAGGAGGUCUCUCGAAGUCUGCGCUUCAUUGGGCUCUCGGAGGAUGUGGUGAGCUUCUUUGCCCGAGAACGCAUUGAUGGUAGCAUCUUUGUGCAGCUCAGUGAGGACAUUCUGGCAGAUGACUUCCACCUCACCAAGCUGCAGGUCAAGAAGAUCAUGCAGUUCAUCAAAGGCUGGCGGCCCAAGAUCUGA
This is a messenger RNA of Chrysochloris asiatica (Cape golden mole), 2707 nucleotides long. It is a transcript of the gene GAREM2, whose product is annotated as GRB2 associated, regulator of MAPK1-like. The record is from RefSeq and is a predicted model, not a curated record. NCBI's taxonomy places the organism in Eukaryota, Metazoa, Chordata, Mammalia, Afrosoricida, Chrysochloridae. The coding region runs from base 98 to 2707 and encodes 869 amino acids. The transcript is spliced from 6 exons.